Messenger RNA from Hypomesus transpacificus, 711 nucleotides. It is a transcript of the gene polr3k, whose product is annotated as polymerase (RNA) III (DNA directed) polypeptide K. The record is from RefSeq and is a predicted model, not a curated record. Gene Ontology annotation, molecular function: zinc ion binding; nucleic acid binding; DNA-directed RNA polymerase activity. NCBI's taxonomy places the organism in Eukaryota, Metazoa, Chordata, Actinopteri, Osmeriformes, Osmeridae. The coding region runs from base 70 to 396 and encodes 108 amino acids. Gene Ontology annotation, cellular component: RNA polymerase III complex. Gene Ontology annotation, biological process: termination of RNA polymerase III transcription; DNA-templated transcription. The transcript has 3 exons.
GUUUUGCUUGUUCUUUCAUAGCCGUAACUACUGAAACUUCCGUACGUGGUUGAUGCCCAAUACAUUAACAUGCUGCUGUUUUGUCCGACAUGUGGAAAUGUGUUGAUUGUCGAAGAAGGUCAGAAGUGUUACCGAUUCGCCUGUAAUACAUGUCCCUAUGUUCAUAACAUCACCAGGAAGGUAAACAACAGAAAAUAUCCCAAACUAAAAGAGGUUGACGAUGUGCUUGGUGGUGCUAAAGCCUGGGAAAACGUUGACUCCACACCAGAAAAAUGUCCGAAGUGUGAACACCCCCGAGCCUACUUCAUGCAAAUCCAGACCAGAUCAGCUGAUGAACCAAUGACAACCUUUUAUAAAUGCUGCAAUAUCCAGUGUGGACAUCGAUGGAGAGAUUAAACAUUUUGAUAUUCUGGCAAUGUAUUUUGAGGACACUGACAACACAGUGAAACAACAUGUACCUAUGGCUAGUCUACAGAAUCAUCCACAUUAUACAAACAUAACUGGUUUUGUUUUGCCAAAUUCACAAACAUUUGGACUAUGUUGUGAAAAGGUUUCUGUGUUGGUGAUGCAUUUUGUUUCUGGAAAGUGCUCUAAGCAGACAAUACAUAUUAUUUAACCCAUUUACUUUAAAAAAUUGUUAAUUUUAUAUAGUAAUAUUGGUUUGAUUAAUCAAUUAUCAUACUCAUUGUUUGAAAUAAAAGAUCAACUUAA